UGGUGUUCACGUGACUGAGGCGGUUGAAGCGCAUGCGCUCUCCCGAGGACGUUCAGUGCGGUGUCGUCUUGCCCACCAUUUUAUUAUCAAAGGGAAUGUCCACUCAGUCCGUCCUCGUCCCCCUUCCUCUACCUGACGGAGUCCGUUGCCGCUGAUGGCCUUCAGGAGGUUGCCAUUCCCUCAGCUGACUCUCGCCGCGUUGCUGGGGGUGGCGGGCGGCCUGUACGUAUACAAGCCCCUCUUCCAGCGGUACAGCCUGGAGCAGCGCAAAGCCCGGGAGGCGGCCCUGGCUCAACUGCCUGAGUCUCACCGCCCCCAGAGCCCAGCCGAGAGCUGACCCUGGCCCAGAUAACGGGAGGAAGGCGACUCUUCAUCGAGGGCGAAAUGUUAGAGCGUCUGUGAAAUGGGCCGUGGGAUAUUUUUAGCCCUAUUUCCAAAACGCUAUUGACCUUUACAAUGCAGAAACAUGUCAACAUUUUUUUAAAAUGGUAAUAAUACUCUCACCUCGAUGAAGACAAAGUUGUGGCUGUAACUCCCAAUCCAUAAAUUCAAAGUGGACGGCGCGAUGCAUUGCUGAGGGAGGGCUGCACUAGUGGAGGUGCCGUCUUUUGAACUAAAUACAUCAGCCUUUGGUUUAGUGUUAUCUCAGAUGGAGAAGAAGCAGACCUUCACCUUUCUGUCAACACCUAAAAAUAGACCAUGUGGCCAUUAUCACAUUACAGUAGGUUUCUGUGUGACUUGUUUCCUAUAAGUGACUACUUAAAAAGAAUUAGCUGCAAAGUGCUUUGGGACAAGGUUAUUAAAAAAAACUCCCAGAAACACUAGAAAUUGCUAAACAAAAUUCCUGGGUUUAUCAGGAUUAGGUAUUUUUGCUACUGAAUUGCUUUUUUUCAGAUAGAAAUGGAGAGUAAGUCUCAAGCCUUUGGUGAUGGCUUUAUCCAAGAGUAUUGAGGUUGAAUUUCAUAAAAGCAAAGUCUGGAUGUUGGUCCCCUCUCAUCAUCAUGCAAAAAAAUUGAGUGAAAUUGAGAGAUGUGCUGUAAUAGUCUUUACGUUAAUCUGUGAUGUUGAUCCUUCCAGAAGAAAGAUUCCGGAUUGCCUUCAUAUUUAAGGACUGAUCUUAUUGACAUAUGAACUAGGAGCAGGCCUGGGCCAUUUGGUUCCUUGUCUACUGUGUAAUUUGAUAAGAUGGCUGAUCUGAUUGGAGCCUCAAUACAACUUUUCUGUCCAUCUCCCAUACUUUUGUGAGUCCUUAUCAAUGCAAAAUCUUUAACUCAACCUUAAAAAUAUUCAAUGGCUCUGCCUCCACUGUCUCUUGGGAAAAUAGAUCCAAAGACUCAACCUUCUGAAAUAAGAAAAAAUCUCCACCAGCUUGAAGGGAACUGCCUCAUUUUUGUCUGCUGGUUCUAAUCUCUCCCAAAAGGGAAAAAAAUCCUCCUGGCAUUCAUACAAUCAACUUCCUUGUCCCAAGAAUCAUUGGAGUGAAUUUUCUCUGAACUGUUUCUGAACCAUUAUAUGCUGUCUUCAUUAGUACAUGCUACGCAGAAGUUAAGACAAUUCUGUAACUAUCUGGUUUAGAACCUCAAGUCUAUCUCUAAUUGGCUGUGGAAAAGGAAACACAAAUACGUGUAUGAAGUGAGAUAUUUUCAUUAUUAAGUUCCAGUAAAUUAAUAAGUAUCUCAAUUGUUUAUUUGAUUUAUUGAAUGUAAUUUUCAGAAAAUAUCAGUUGAUGUGGAAUAAAAUCUGUUGGUAUUGAUGAAUAUCUAUGAAUACAUUGAUCGUAGUACUUUAAAAAAUGCUCCUGAUUUUGUGGGAAAAAGUCCUAGCAAAGCUGAAGUUGCUGCACCACCAGAAAUUGCAUUUCCGCAUUAGCUAGUUGAUUGAAUCCAGCGUGUUGGUGAAUAUUUUGAGUACGUUUGGUCGAAAAUGAAGAUGUGCAGAUUUUUCCGUGGAAUGAGGUCUUGUAAUUUUUGAAGAUUAUUCACUUUUUUUCACUGAACUCAUAAUGUCUGCACUGACCUGCACGUUACCCUCGUGUUUGAUUGCUGAAGGGUUGAGCAAAAACUAAUGCCAUACAUCAAGUUUGCAUCCCUGAUUGUCCAUCAUGGUCACUGAAAUGUAGUUUAGCAAUUGAUUAAACUUACACUUGGAAUUUAAAUAUUUAAGUUAUCCUUGUACUAGUUUAACUUUGCAACAAUACAUGAGUUUGUUACUGUGCAAGAUAGAAAAGUAAUCACUCUCCAGUGGAUUUUGGAGUAAAUGUGCAGUGUGUUUAUGGCAUCAAACAUCCUAGGUUUGAUGUGAGGCCUAAUCACCUAAUUUUAUAUGCAAUGCAGCCAGGUCUACACGUGUUGGCUGCUAUUCAAUAAAUUGUGUUCAAAAAUCCAGCUUCUUUUUGUCACUGCUUUUGCCUCCUGAUUACAGGUAAGAGAUGAUAUUUUGAUUUGGAUGGUGUUAAUAUAAUUCCCUUAAAAUGUCACUGGUGACUGCUGCCAGAUAUUUUUGGUGAAUUUUCCUUGAGCUUUCCAUAGGUCAGUUAUAUUUUCCCCCAUUACAGAGCAGCCAUGUCACAAUUCUCAUGCUUCCAAACCAGAAAGUUUGUGGGUGAAGUGUAU
Messenger RNA from Chiloscyllium plagiosum (whitespotted bambooshark), 2612 nucleotides. RefSeq names its product PIGB opposite strand 1 (gene pigbos1). Lineage: Eukaryota; Metazoa; Chordata; Chondrichthyes; Orectolobiformes; Hemiscylliidae. The record is from RefSeq and is a predicted model, not a curated record.